GUAGUAUGAAUACAGUAAGGACACACAAAAUAGCCAGAUCUAUCUGAGACUUCCCCAACACUGCUAUCUUCAUGGGAUAUAGCCCUCUACUGCGUGGGAGGAGCAUCCAGAUACAUUGUUAGGUGAUUGAAUAGGAAAUUAGUUCAUUCCUAAUAAAGUUCAGCAGGGAAAAUUGCCCUAUUAAUUUCCAUAUCUUGCAACACAUUUAUAUAACCAAUACUUUACGACAAUAUGCUGAAGCUUGAAGUCACUUAGUAUUUGUCACAAAGUAUGCAGAUUUUGUAAGCAAGACCAUCUCUGAAAUAUUCUUAGAAAGCAUUUCUAACUUGUUAGAUCUUUGGUGCAAUUCCGAUUUUCAGCCUUAGCCUAAUAAUAUGCCAAAGGCCUGUGAAGAGGUGACACAAAUAUUAAAACUUAGGAGAUACUUGGCUAGGUUGAGUAGAGAGGCAAAAUAAACUUUUCUUUGCUUCAUUUGUUUUCUUUCAGGAAAUAUUGAUAGAUCCCUCAAAAAACUUUUGAUCAAAAAUCAACCUAUAAGUUAAGCAAGCUUACUUUUCAAUAACAAUCUUUAGAUGUUCUGUUUUCAGAGUCUUUUCCCUAAAAUUAGUACAUUAGAGGACAACUGGAAGGCUUCGUAAAAAUAUUUUUUCUCAGAUUUACUGUAGGCUGGUUGACAAAAUCUAGGUUUUUACCCAUUUCUAAAUCGUCAUAAAAUUAAUUCAGUUGAUAAAGCCCCACCACACAGGUAAAGGAACUGUAAAAAUUAAUCGAUAGUACCAAUCAUUAGAGGGACCUUCUAUGUGACGUUGUCUUAGCUAUACUCUUUUCUCAUGAAAGGCCUAGCAUUGAAUUUUAUGAUUAGAUAAGGAUUUCUCCAUGCUCAUCUUCACCUUCAAAAUUAGAGGCAAGUUAUCAAAGUUUUUCUGGUGAAAUUACAGUAAUUUUAUUCAAAUUUUCUGAGGGGUACAAAAAGGGUACUCUUUUACUUGUAAAACCAGUAUUUGAUUAGCAGUCAAUCCUUUUAACAUUUUGUGAAGUCUACAGUACCAACCAAUAGGAUAAUAAACUUUUUAUCGAUGAAUCUUUGAGUAAAAAUCUCUGAAAAAUCCAUUUCUGAAUUUAAAGGAGACUUUAAAAACAGAACAUUUGAGCAAGGUAUAGAUCUAAACUCGAUUUCACCAUAAAAUUCUUAAGCUUUGAAAAUUCUGAUUAAUCUCCCACAGAUCUUUCGUUUAGUCCCGCCCAUUGGAAUUAUCUGAAGAAUUUUCUGAUGAAUUUUUCCUUCAUGAACCAUGGGUCUAGCAGGUGAGAGAAAUUUCAAACAUUUUUAAUAAAAAGAGAUAGACCUAAGCUAGAGCAAAUAUCUCUGAAGCUCAAGAAAUAAAUUUUAGUCAUAGUAUAACUUUUAAUCCCUUCAGCUGAUGAUUCUAAUGGUUAGAGUGUUUCUUUGCUCCAUCUUCGAUUACAUAAUCCACUCGUAUGGAUUGAUGAAUAAAGAAAAGGAGGUAACCUCAGCCAAGGGAGCUUUCUUCUGUUUCAUAUGAGCUCCUUUAUUGGUUAUUUGAGCCCUUUUCUUACCCUCGUUUUCAAAUAGGCCUUGGAUAAAAUGGGAAAUUUUGAACAUAUAAACCAUGUUUGAUAUUUGUUCCUAUUCUUCGAUAGAUGAGUGCUAAAAUUAAAAAUUUGUCUUUCCAACUGAUGCAUGGUAAGCUAAGCAAUUUAUUUCAACCAAGAGUGUUCAAACCUUCUUUCUUUGUUUGAUUUAAAAAGAGGCUCUGCUUACCUGUUUCAAUUUACCAACUGAUCUCAGUAGGCCCUACUUUAUUUGGGUGACUUAAUUAAUUUACCUCCUCUAUUGCCAACAUUUUAGAAUAAAAUAGGUGCUUGCACUUUAAAAUACGUCUUUGAGGUCUUUUGGCUUGCUUAGAAGCGGUUUUUGAUUCUAUCCAAACCUUGCCAUCUCGGUACUAAACUACUUAAAGAGAGAAAAUUUCUACAAGUUAAUAAUAAAUAUUUUUAAAGAUAUGCAACAAAUUGACGACCUAACCUUGAUAAGACCACUUGGAAGCGGAGGAUUUUCAAAGGUUUACCUUGCAGAGUUUUGUGAUGGUAGACAAUAUGCAGUGAAAGUGAUGGCCAAUAAAAACCCUAGUAUGAAUCAAAAAGUCAUAGAAGCUACUCAGAAAGAGCAUCAAGCCAUGCAAUUCUUCUCAGAGCACCCAAAUAUUCUCACUUCUUACUACAUGGAAGAGAAUGGGUGCAGAGAAGACAACGGAGUCAUUGAGGAAUGAACCUAUCUUGUACUUGAGACUUGUGUGAAUGGGACACUUUCCCAUUUAUUAGCAAGAAAUGGAGCGCUAAUUGAGCCUGUGGUAAAAUUCUACUUCACACAACUUCUCUCAGCCGUAGCAUAUAUUCACAGUUUGGGGUAUGCUCAUUUGGAUAUUAAGCCUCAGAAUAUCCUGUUUGAUGAGAACUAUAAUAUCAGACUGGCUGAUUUUGGAACAAUAGAGGAAGAUGUCCGCCAGGACGGUCUCUGCUGUUGGAAGAAAGGGACUGAUAGUUUUAUGGCUCCUGAAAUAAAGAAUAUGAAAAAGCUCCAAAAGCCGUAUAACAUGUACAAAGCUGACGUUUACUCAUUAGGAAUGACACUCUUAAUAAUGCUAACAAUGAAGCAUCCUUACUCAAAGGAAAAUAAUAAGAAUGAUGACUUUAUUUCGACUAAUAAUUCAGGAGAUAGCAUAAGUUCCUUAUCUAAUAAUUCUGAGUCUUUUGCUAGAAUGAAUGAACUUGAAGAAGAGCUAGGUGUAAUGAAUUUGAUCUCAUUCAUGCUCCACCCUGACCCUAGCAUGAGACCAACUUGUGAAGAGAUUUUCACUCAUCCAUGGAUGAAUGACUCUUCUCUAGACAUCAGAAAUGAUGAAGUAUACUCCCAGGUUUGCUCUGGGAAAGAUCCUUUAUUCACUCACAAUACAGUUACUUAUAAUUAAUUGAUUGUUUUAAAAAUUCCAGUAAACAUUGUCACUU
Molecule: messenger RNA, 3027 nt
Organism: Moneuplotes crassus
Lineage: Eukaryota; Ciliophora; Spirotrichea; Euplotida; Euplotidae
Source: the annotation of a GenBank genome assembly